Molecule: messenger RNA, 2634 nt
Organism: Colletotrichum spaethianum
Lineage: Eukaryota; Fungi; Ascomycota; Sordariomycetes; Glomerellales; Glomerellaceae
Product: beta-mannosidase B
Exons: 2
Coding region: 1-2634 (877 amino acids)
Biological process (GO): glycoprotein catabolic process; carbohydrate metabolic process
Molecular function (GO): beta-mannosidase activity
Source: RefSeq, a predicted model, not a curated record
AUGCGUGUUCUUCCAGACGUCGUCCGCAGCUCUGCCGCUGCUAACACUCACUCCAGCCACCGCCAGCGCCAAGCCAUGGCGUCCCGAACCGUGAUCCCCAUCGACAAGAACUGGCAGUUCAAGCAGGCCGACAAGGACGACAGCGAGCUUCUCGCCGUCAGCCAGUUCCCGACAAACAUCCACCUCGACCUCAUCCACCACAAGGUCAUCCCCGACCCCUUCAUCGGCAAGAACGAGCUCGACGUGCAAUGGGUCGGCGAGAGGCAAUGGAUGUACAAGACGGCCUUUGCUGCCGAGGCCGUCCCCGAAGGCGCCAAGGCGGUGCUUGCCUUUGAGGGUCUCGACACCUUUGCGACUGUCGUGCUCAAUGGCAAGACCAUCCUCGAGACGGACAACAUGUUCACUCCAGAGCGCGUUGACGUCACAUCUGCACUCAAGAAGGACGGAGACAACGAGCUCGUCAUCACAUUCGACAGUGCUUACCUGCGCGGCUGGAAGCUGGUUGAGAAGUACCCUGACCACAAGUGGGGAUGCUGGAACGGUGACAACUCGAGGUUGGCUGUCCGCAAAGCCCAAUACCACUGGGGCUGGGACUGGGGCCCGACCCUUCUGACCUGCGGCCCCUGGAGGCCGAUCAACCUCGAGAUCUACGAGUCCCGCCUCUCCGAUCUUUACUUUGAGACCACCGUUGACGACUCUCUCAAGAGCGCCAAGGUUGUCGCUCACGCUACAACCGAGGGCAAGGCUUCCAAGGUCCGCUUCGAUGUCUCCCUUGACGGCAAGUCCCUCGCCUCCGAGACUGUCGAAGCCAAGGCGGACGCCAACACCUCGGCAACCUUCCAGAUCCAGGACCCCGCGCUGUGGUACCCUGUCCGCUACGGCAAGCAGCCCUUGUACACUGUCACGGCCACCCUCCUCAGCGGCAGUGACGAGAUUGACGGCCUGUCCAAGAAGAUUGGUAUCCGCAAGGUCGAGCUAGUGCAACGCCCCCUCAAAGAACAGCCGGGUACUUCCUUCUUCUUCCAAGUCAACAACGUUCCCAUCUUCUGCGGCGGAAGCGACUGGAUCCCCGCCGACAACUUCAUCCCCCGCAUAAGCAAGGAGAGAUACUACGAUUGGAUCCGCCUCCUGGCCGACGGCAACCAGUUCAUGGUCCGCGUCUGGGGCGGUGGCAUCUACGAGGAGCAGGCCUUCUACGACGCCUGCGACGAGAUGGGCAUUCUGGUCUGGCAAGACUUUAUGUUUGGCUGUGGCAACUAUCCCGCCUGGCCGGAGCUCCUGCAGUCCAUCGACCGGGAAGCGAGAGAGAAUGUCAAGAUGCUGCGCCAUCACCCGUCCAUCGUCAUCUGGGCCGGAAACAACGAGGAUUACCAGUACGCCGAGAGCGAGAACCUGACGUACGACCUUGCCAACAAGGACGCCGAGAGCUGGCUCAAGACGGAUUUCCCCGCGCGCUACAUCUACGAGAAGGUUCUCGUCGAUGCGUGCAAGGACCUGAUCCCUGACACGUUCUAUCACUUUGGCAGCCCCUGGAGCGGCCAAGACACGAGGGACCCGACUGUCGGCGAUCUCCACCAGUGGAACGUCUGGCACGGCACCCAGGAGAAGUACCAGAACUUUGACAAGCUCGUCGGUCGAUUCGUCUCCGAGUUCGGGAUGGAGGCCUUCCCCUCGGUCAAGACCAUCGACGCAUACCUACCCAAGGGCAAAGCCGACCCGGACCGCUACCCGCAGUCCUCGACCGUCGACUUCCACAACAAGGCUGACGGCCACGAGCGCCGUAUUGCGCUGUACCUCGUCGAGAACUUCCGCUACGCUCCGGACCCGCUGGAGCACUUUGUGUACUGCACGCAGCUCAUGCAAGCCGAGUGUCUCGCGUCUGCCUACCGCCUGUGGAAGCGGCAGUGGAAGGGCCCUGGGAGGGAGUACUGCGGCGGCGCGCUGGUUUGGCAGAUCAACGACUGUUGGCCCGUGACGUCGUGGGCCAUCUGUGACUAUUACCUCCGCCCCAAGCACGCCUACUACACCGUCAAGCGUGAGAUGGCGCCCAUUUCCAUUGGCAUCACGCGCACAGAGCACAAGCACCCCCGCGACAAAUACACGCGCGUCGACAUUGACACGAAGACGCGCGUCGAGAUCUGGGGGUCGAACCUGCAGCUCGAGGACUUGACGGUUGACCUGGUCGUCAAGGCGUGGAACGUCGAGACGGGUGACGAGACGUACAACGAGACGGUGGACAAGGAUUUCCUCCUGCCGGAGAACAGGUCCACCGAGAUGGCGGCGUUCGAGGUGCCCGUGAAGCAAGCGGGCGACGAGGCACGAACGGUCGUGGCGGCGUAUCUUGUGCAGAACGGGAAGCAGAUUGCGAGGUACGUCAACUGGCCUGAGCCGCUCAAGUAUCUGCACCUGCAGAAGCCCAAGAGCCUCAAGGCGGAGUUGACCGAGGGCGGCGAUGUGGUUGAGAUUAGCGCCGAGGUGCCUGUCAAGGGCGUCGCGCUGGAGGUUGAGAGUGAUGAUGUAGUGUUCAGCGACAACCUGGUCGACAUUGUCCCUGGGGAGGUUGUCAAGAUUGGGGUUAAGGGGGCGAGCAAGGAGACCAAGAUCGAGACGAGAUAUCUUGGUAUGCUGAACUAG